AUCAGGUACAGAUCCGAUUCCUAUCUCCCUGGGCACAAUGAAGGCCCACCUCUGGAUUCACGAUAAAAAUCUGGUGACUGCCAACUCAAAUGGCAUUUUCCGUCACUCUACUCCUGCCGUUGGUUAAUUCUCCGAACCCUAAAUCAACAAUUUUCCGCCAAAAUGCAUCUAUCAUCGCUGCUCCUAGCAUCCACCGCCAUCCUACCAGCCUUAGGCUACAGCAUCAACGACUUCUCCUGCAAUAGCACCGAACACCCGAAUCCCGUUGUGCUCCUACACGGGCUGGGCGCCACCUACUACGAAGACUUGAAUUACCUGCAAGGUUGGCUACAAGCGCAAGGCUACUGCACCUACGCCAAAACCUACGGUGCAUAUGAAGGGUUCCCCUUGGUCGGCGGCCUCAAGGCCAUCGCCGAAUCGGCCACGGAAAUCGCCGCGUACAUCCGCGAGGUGAAAGAAAAGACGGGCGCCGACAAGAUCGACAUUGUCGGUCACUCCGAAGGCGCUUUCCAAACCCUCUACGUCCCUAAGUUCGAGGAUGGCAUUUCGGAGAUGCUGGAUAAGCUGGUGGCCAUUGCACCUCCCACGAGAGGCACCAACCUGGCCGGGAUCUAUGACAUUGCAUAUGUUUUGGGAAACUUAUCGCGCGAUCUGAUCGGCGACAUCCUGGAUACAGUGGGCUGCGCCGCCUGUGACGAUCUCGGCCCGGACGGAGCUGCGAUUGAUCGCUUGAACGACGGCGAGCCGAUCGUGCAGCCGGGGAAUAACCUCACGGUCAUUGCAUCGCGGCUAGACGAAUUGGUCACCCCAACCUCCACUUCCUUUGUUCAUGAAGAUGGAGUGACCAAUGAAUGGGUGCAAGACACUUGUCCUCUGGAUCCUGUCGGCCAUAUCGGCGAGGCCUACGAUUUGAAUGUGUGGAAUUUGGUCAAGAACGCCUUGGACUCUACUCCGAAGCGCGAGUUUGUCUGCUCGCUGGGGUCUCCCGGCAGGUGA
Molecule: messenger RNA, 996 nt
Organism: Aspergillus neoniger CBS 115656
Lineage: Eukaryota; Fungi; Ascomycota; Eurotiomycetes; Eurotiales; Aspergillaceae
Product: esterase/lipase family protein
Exons: 1
Coding region: 163-996 (277 amino acids)
Biological process (GO): lipid catabolic process
Molecular function (GO): lipase activity
Source: RefSeq, a predicted model, not a curated record